UUUUUGAUAGCAAUUGGCAUCUUAUAGCCAGACAACUUGCUGCUAAGAAAGUCGAAAUAAGAAUGGGCUGUCCUCAGCAGCGUUGGGUAGAAACAAUAUCGAUUACAUUUAUUCUGUAUGAUGGACAUGCACGAUUUACCUGCUACUUCAAAAGCCACCUGCUGACAAAAGAUAAUAAAAUAUACUUUUUCCUAGAACACUGGACUGAUGUCCGAACAAAAGACUCAGGAAAUCUUUAAAUCUUUUAGUCUCUUUAAAGUCUCGUUACUGCAAAAUAUUAUCAAAAAGAUGUUUCAUUGUUUCUUUUUAUAAAAAUGGACGUCUUUGAUAGCAUGCACUGGAGAACAACAAAGAAACUGCUGUCUGCGAUAGGAUUGUGGCCUUUUCAGCCGGUUAUUCAACGAAUAGUAGUCGGAGCUUUCGUUUAUUUUAUCAUACAGAGUAUAUUUAUAUGUGUGUCUUUGAAAUUGAUUGUGUCAUGGGGAAAUUUGGCUGAGACGCUUUACAGUGUGCCAAUACUUGUCUACUUUUCGAUGAUUCAAGUUAAAAUAACUAACUGUCAUUUGAAUCUACAUAAGGCUAAAUUUUUACUAUUACGAGUCAAAAGAGAUUGGGAAUCAAAAUUAGAAGAUUCUGAAUUUGAAAUAUUACGUAAUGAUGGACGUAUCCAUAAAAUAAUAAUGGAUGUUUACUUUAGUGGAUUAAUUUGCGUAGCGACUGUGUACAUCGUACUGCCAUUAAUGUCACCUCUCCUCGACAUAAUCAUCCCCCUGAAUGAAACCAGGGAAAGAAUAUUACCCUAUCCAGCGGAAUACUUUAUAGACAUCCAAAAAAAUUUUUUUAUGCUCUACCCUCACGGAGCGAUAGUAACUCCCAUAGCUUUGACAAUUCUCGUGGGAUUUGAUUCACUCUACGCAGGUUUUGUUCAGCAUGCCUGCAGCAUGUUUACUAUCAUUGGAAGGCGCCUAGAGAAUUUGACUGUCGACAGAAAUAAUAUCGAUGAAGAAAAAAAUUCCCUGAAUGAAAAUCAUGGUCUCCAGUCAUUUAUUACUUGUGUUAAAAUGCAUAAAGAUAUUUUACAGUUUGUAAAACUUGUAGAAAAAUACUACUCUAAUUAUUUUUUUGUGCUACUUGGCGUUAUUGUGGUCGGUUUAAGCGCCACAGGUUUUCAAUUUGUAGUCUUGUUAAGUGGAGUAGGUGAAAAAGUACGCUGUCUUUGGUACGCGAUGGGCCAAGUGACUCAUUUAUUUUUUUUGAGUUACGUCGGACAGAAGUUAAUAGAUCACAGUCAAAUUAUCAACGCGUCGCUAUGUGCCGCUAAGUGGUACGACUAUCCCCAAAAAAUGAAAGCGUUAAUUAUUUUAAUGCUGAUGAGAGGCAAAAGAGUAUCGAAGGUAUCGGCUGGUAAAAUUUAUGUCAUGUCAAUUGAAAAUUUCAGCUCCGUAAUAAAAGCUUCAAUGUCAUAUUUUGCCGUCCUUACAUCUAUGGAGUCAUAAAUAUUGUAAUUGUCGAUCAUAAUUUAUCACUUUUUUCAAAUAAUUUAUACAAUUUCUUUGAUGUUGUAAAAAUAUUAAAAUAAUUUAUUUU
Messenger RNA from Microplitis mediator, 1587 nucleotides. RefSeq lists its product as uncharacterized. Gene Ontology annotation, biological process: detection of chemical stimulus involved in sensory perception of smell; sensory perception of smell. The record is from RefSeq and is a predicted model, not a curated record. NCBI's taxonomy places the organism in Eukaryota, Metazoa, Arthropoda, Insecta, Hymenoptera, Braconidae. The coding region runs from base 315 to 1496 and encodes 393 amino acids. Gene Ontology annotation, molecular function: olfactory receptor activity; odorant binding. Gene Ontology annotation, cellular component: plasma membrane. The transcript is spliced from 9 exons.